UUAAUUUAUUUUUAAUAUACCAUUACUUAAUUUCAUAAACAAACACAAAUAUCAGCCUAAAAUGGAUGAGGAAAUGUGUUUAAAUGCCGAAGACGGUGAAUACACCGAAAUCGAAUGUCUUACUAGCGAGUUUAAGCGUGAGGAAGACGUUUUCAGCGUCGACGUUACUGAACGGGAAGAAACCGUGGUGAGACAGUUCAUCGAAUCGUAUAAAAAUUCGGAAGAACUGUGGGAUUCAUCACAUAUCCAUUAUCAUGAUCAGGAUAGAAGAUUGCGUGCACUGAACAAGCUUUUGCUAAUCUAUCGGAAAAUCAAACCUAGAGCCACGCAUAAUGUAGUUAGAAGAAAAAUUAAUACACUUAGAUCGCAUUACUAUAAAGUUUUGCGCCGAGUGGAAAAAUCAAAGUCGAUGGCGACAUCAGUAGCAGAUAUUUACCAACCCAAGUCUUGGGUCUUUUAUGAAAUGAAAUUUCUGGGUGACCUGGAGGAACAUUCCGCAAAGCAGCAGAAUAAGAGAACUAUAGCCAAUCGCACUUGGACCAAAAAACGAAAAAAAAUGCUGGCAGAAAAAUCUCCAAUUGAUUCAGAGACCGAAAUAUGUUUGCCUAUGGGUGAAACGAUUUAUACUCAAGUAAAUCCGGUAAAUGAAAGCAUACCUCCUGUUGUUGCCUUUUGGGGAGAAAAAUAUGCAAUGUUGAAUUCACCGCAAAAGCUAUUUGUCGAAAAGGCAAUCAACGACAUACUCUUCGAAGCGUGCCUAGGUAAUCUACAUAGAAAUUCGGUAAGAAUUAAUGUGAAUUUUCCGACAGGCGAUCACGAUCACUAUCAUUUGAAACAUGCCCCUGGAUGAAUUUUUCGGUCGAGUUCACCGGCGUCAAGUCAGGCACCAAUUUUUAUUUUGGUGGCUGGAAUUAAACGAUUGCUGCGCCACCUACAUGUCGAAUUCACACCAUUAAUCUAUUCCUUAAUUGAGAGCUGGGAUUAAAAAUACAAUUUAUUUGCUAACGAAUAUAAUCUAAAAACAA
Molecule: messenger RNA, 1025 nt
Organism: Malaya genurostris
Lineage: Eukaryota; Metazoa; Arthropoda; Insecta; Diptera; Culicidae
Exons: 2
Coding region: 62-850 (262 amino acids)
Source: RefSeq, a predicted model, not a curated record